Messenger RNA from Alternaria arbusti, 1977 nucleotides. RefSeq lists its product as uncharacterized. Gene Ontology annotation, biological process: phosphorylation; phosphorelay signal transduction system. The coding region runs from base 1 to 1977 and encodes 658 amino acids. Lineage: Eukaryota; Fungi; Ascomycota; Dothideomycetes; Pleosporales; Pleosporaceae. The transcript has 2 exons. The record is from RefSeq and is a predicted model, not a curated record. Gene Ontology annotation, molecular function: phosphorelay sensor kinase activity.
AUGAGAGAGCUCUCACGACUAGAUGCCGCGGCCUUGGAUCAGGCCAAAUCGACAUUCAUCUCGUCCAUUUCACAUGAGUUACGUUCGCCCUUGCACGGAAUACUUGGUACACUAGAGUUCAUCAAAGACACGCCGUUGGACUCAUUCCAGACCAGUAUGAUGAACUCUUUGCACGCUUGCGGUACGACGCUCCUUGAUACCAUCAACCACGUCAUGGACUACGCCAAAAUCAGCGAAGAAAUGAAGAUAGUUUCCUCGAAGAAACUGAAAAACGAGAAUACAAUACGGCUAUCUUCCAAGCCAGUGAAGAGCCGGCGAAGAAAGAUUUCCGCAUUUGAUUUUGGAAUCGCAACCGAAGAGGUCGUAGAAGCAGUGUUCUCUGGGUCAUCAUACAUUCCAGCCACCUCCAAGCUCAUGGAAGCACCUAUAUCGCCUACAGAUGAACACGCAGUCUCGUUUCCUCCGCGCAGAGCACGUUUUGUCGUUUUCGAUUUGGCUUACGAUGAUGAUUGGGUCUUUUCAUUUCCAAUUGGAUCGUGGAGAAGAAUCGUGAUGAAUUUGUUUGGCAACGCUGUCAAGUAUACUGAAACGGGGUACAUUCAUGUUUCCUUGAGAUCCAACAAGCUAGCUGAAAACGCCGAUGCGCCUGCAGCGAUCACACUCACCAUUACGGACACUGGCUCGGGCAUGAGUUCUAGUUUUCUCGCGAACCGCCUCUUCCAACCAUUCUCCCAGGAAAACCCCCACGCGCCGGGUACAGGCCUGGGUAUGAGUAUUGUGCGUCAGAUAAUCGACACGAACGGCGGCAAGGUUGAAGUUAGCAGUGACCCGAAAACCGGCACUAAAAUCAUUGUCAAACUUGCCCUUAACAAACCAGAAAUACCUGGUGCGAUGACGACUGAACGAGCGCAGUUUUUGUCUUAUCUACCAAGGUUAGAAGGUCGGAGGAUAUGCAUUCUUCGCAAGAAGAUAGAAAGACCAACCGAAGACACCACUGUCUCCAAAACGGACGAAGGUCUGUUACGCUUCACCAACGCACUGGUUUAUACCUUGGAGACACAUCUCAAGAUGGAAGUGGUGAAGACGCACGAGUGGGAAGGUCACGACGCCGACAUGGUCAUCUGCCCGGAGUUGUCCUUUGACUACCUCGCCACGAUCCGGAAAAGGAGGCCCAACGGUCAACGCGCCCCAGUAACCAUCUUUGUGGGGAUGGAUGCACUCGAAGCAGCGACUUUGCGAUCCGAUGUCCGCGUUACCAAUCGUGAGUCGGUAGUUGAGAUCAUCACGCAACCAUGCGGACCUUACAAGCUCGCCUGGGUUCUCAACCGAUGCCUGGAUCGUUUUGAACAUCCCGCCGAAAACCUACAACCUGCCGGAGUCUCUAGUCCACUGCCACAGCCUCGACAACAAUCACACCCCUCUACACCAACCAAGUCGAUGCAGAAUUCCAUGGAGUCUCUCAGCUUGACGUCACCUGAAGCAGUCGCUCCUUCUACUGCUGGAUCCACAAGUGUGCAGCAUUCGGUUACGUCGCCUCAGGAAGAGGAUCCUGUGAUAUCGCACACCCUCAUCGUCGACGACAAUAUGCUGAACCGACGACUGCUCGUCGCGUUCAUGAAGAAACACGGCCUUCAAUUCGAACAAGCGUCGAACGGACAAGAAGCCCUGCAUAAGUACCAGGAAGGUGCGCGCAAAUAUGACGUUAUAUUGAUGGAUAUGUCUAUGCCGGUCAUGGACGGUAUGAGCGCUACACGUGCGAUUCGCGAGUACGAGCGGAGUAACAAUCUGCCACGGUGUUCCAUCGUCGCACUUACUGGCUUAGCGUCUUCGAGUGCCAAGUUGGAAGCAUGGAGUUCGGGGAUUGAUCACUUCAUGACGAAGCCGGUUAACUUCAAGGCGCUUGGAGAGCUUCUCAGGAGCGAUGAGGCGCAGAGAAACGCAAGAGCGGGCAAUGAGGAUCACACACGGGCAGAUUGA